Molecule: messenger RNA, 3118 nt
Organism: Cadophora gregata
Lineage: Eukaryota; Fungi; Ascomycota; Leotiomycetes; Helotiales; Ploettnerulaceae
Exons: 5
Coding region: 520-2868 (782 amino acids)
Biological process (GO): glucan catabolic process
Molecular function (GO): beta-glucosidase activity
Source: RefSeq, a predicted model, not a curated record
CCCUCCCAUCCCUCGACCAUGUCGAUGGCCAUGUUCUUGGUCUUCCAACACCCUCGAAAUACCGAGAAGCUCAUAGUCCACUUCAAAAAAGAACCUAGUGUCGGUGUUACUGCGGCUCCUUUACCAAGUCUCUCCUCAAAGCUACUGCAGGUGAAGUCUUUAAGCAAGGAACGGGCCGGGUGUAUCGACCCGUCAGCCGCUAGAACAAGCAUGAGAUUAUUAGCGUCGGGGAAACCUGGAGAGACCUUUGAAUAUGCGGGGUAGGCAGAAUAUGAGAUGUGCCAAGUGUGUGUGCAUCGAGCUUAAGCUUGCGUAUGGCUCCGGAGGCAAGGCUUGACUGGAACUGGCGCGACUGACGAGACGUGUUGACGUGAUGAUUUCCAAUUCCUAGUGACGACUUCAAAGGUGGGAUUGUGACUGGUCUGUAUAUUAUUUAAGAUACGACUCGACGACUCGGACAAAAAUUGUGAAGUUCCUAAGACUGAUUAGUGAAGGGCAUACCUGCAUCUGGAGUUCAUCAUGAGGGUCGCAUCCAUAACAAUAUCGCCACUGCGCAUCCUCGCUUCUCUCGCCCUCCUCGUCCUUCCCGUCCACCCCCAAAACACCACCAGCAACAUAACAUCAGACUCCUACUUCUACGGGCAGUCACCUCUUGUACCACCCGCUGCUCUCCCCUCAGGGACAACUUCCUCCUGGUCCUCAGCCUACUCCAAAGCUGCCGCCUUCGUCUCUCAGCUCAGUCAAGAAGAAAAGAGCAACUUGACCUUUGGAGCUAGAGCCACGACGAGCGGAUGCGUAGGCUUCAUUCCACCGAUUGAGAGAUUAGGCUUCAAGGGACUUUGUUUGCAGGAUGCUGGAAAUGGUGUCAGGUUGGCCGAUGGUGUAAAUGCUUAUGACAGUGGACUGCAUGUUGGGGCGACGUGGAACAAGGACUUAGCAUAUCAGCGUGCUCUCCAUAUGGGCGCAGAGUUUAAAGCCAAGGGUGUCAAUAUUGCACUCGGACCAGUCGUCGGUCCCAUUGGGCGAAUUGCUGAGGGUGGUCGUAAUUGGGAAGGGAUCUCAAAUGAUCCGUACCUUUGUGGAGCGCUUGCUGCUGAAACGGUGCGUGGUAUUCAGCAAAACGGUGUCGUGACAAGCACCAAGCAUUUCAUCGGAAAUGAGCAAGAACUCAAUCGCAAUCCAAGCACUAACAACCAAAGGCAGCAUGUAGAGGCUGUAUCAAGUAACAUCGAUGAUAAAACCUUGCAUGAAUUGUAUCUUUGGCCUUUCCAAGACGCAGUGCAUGCUGGAAGCGGGAAUAUCAUGUGUUCCUACAACCGAAUCAACAAUUCAUAUGGAUGCCAAAACAGCAAAAUGCUCAACGGAGUCCUCAAGGACAAAUUGGGAUUUCAAGGCUUUGUUGUCAGUGACUGGGGAGCCUUGCACGCUGGAUAUGCCGCUGCUGAAGCUGGUCUGGAUAUGGUAAUGCCAAGCGGUGGUGUGUUUUGGGGUCCGAACUUGACGGCUGCAAUUGAUAAUGGAACAAUGGAGGCUUCUGUGUUGGACAAUAUGGCUACUAGGAUUAUCGCUACUUGGUACCAGUUCGGGCAAGACAGAGAGGACUAUCCUUCGCCUGGAGUGGGACUUCCACGAAGUUCAACAGCCCAACAUGUUCUCCUCGAUGCAAAAGUCCCAUCUGCGAAACAAGUACUUCUAGACUCAGCGAUAGAAGGCCACGUACUCGUCAAGAACACUAACGGAUCCCUCGGUCUUCCGCUCCAGAAGCCCAAACUCGUAUCGGUAUUCGGCUAUGAUGCAGCUACUCCCAACAAGAAUCCUUCUUUCGAAGGCCCUCCCAGUCAUCUUUCUCAAAUCAUCAAUAAUACCAUGAUUGUUGGUGGCGGUUCCGGUGUCAAUAAUCCAGCCUACAUCUCCUCCCCACUGGAUGCACUCAACCAACGCGCCUACGAGGAUAGCUCCCAACUCCUCUGGGACAUCAUAAAUGUCAACUCUACCGCCCAAGUCGACGCCGCCUCCGACGCCUGUCUUGUCUUCAUCAAUGCCUGGGCCUCAGAAGGCUACGAUCGCUCGUGUGUGCACGACGAUUACUCCGAUGCUCUCGUCAACAACAUCGCAGAUCAAUGCAACAACACAAUUGUAGUGAUCCACAAUGCUGGCGUGAGAUUAGUUGACGUUUUCAUUGACCAUCCGAACGUCACGGCUUUGAUCUUUGCGCAUUUGCCGGGUCAGGACUCGGGAAGAGCGCUGGUGAGUUUGUUGUAUGGUGAGAGUAACCCCAGCGGAAAGUUGCCAUAUUCGGUCCCAAGAAAUGAGUCCGAUUAUGGACCACUGUUGAGCCCGACGCCGCCCGAAGAUGUUUAUUGGCUCUUCCCUCAGGAUGAUUUCACAGAAGGCGUGUAUAUCGAUUAUCGCGCAUUCGACGCCAAGAACAUCACGCCCAGAUAUGAGUUCGGCUUUGGACUCUCAUAUACCACAUUUGAGUACUCUUCUCUGGAAGUCAAUAAAGUAGACGGUCCAUCGACUGCCGAGUAUCCCAUGGGCCGGAUUCUCGAAGGUGGACAAAGCGACCUUUGGGACGUUCUGUUCCAUGUCACUGCGUCUCUAUCCAAUUCAGGCGACUUAGACGGUGCGGAAGUUGCUCAGCUGUAUGUUGGAAUACCAGGAGGUCCUGUCCGGCAACUGAGAGGAUUCUCGAAAGUCGAUGUUGAGCCUGGGAAGUCGUUUGGUUUGAACUUUGACCUCAUGAGGCGAGAUCUGAGUGUCUGGGAUGUUGUGGCGCAGAAGUGGCAGCUGCAGAAGGGAGAGUACAAGGUGUAUGUUGGUGGCAGCUCGAGAAAUCUGCCAUUGGAGGGCAGCUUGAAGAUUUGAGAAAUUCUAGCUCAGUGCAAAAGAUUCAAGCGGAGUGAUUUGGAAUGAUAAUGUUUGAGACUUGUCAAUAACAAGGGAACUUUCAAAGGUUCCCGCCAUUUCACCGACUAUUUCACGAUUCCGGGCAGUGAUUUGAGGAUCUGAUUGUUUCUGUCUCGUAAUGGUGUAAGUAGUGGAAGGUAUCGAGUGACAUCCUCACAGUAACAAUGGCCAUCGAGCUGAAUGGUAGACCUGGAGCAGGUUAUCGCAC